Pedinophyceae sp. YPF-701 is the source of this 3870-nucleotide messenger RNA. NCBI's taxonomy places the organism in Eukaryota, Viridiplantae, Chlorophyta, Pedinophyceae. The record is from the annotation of a GenBank genome assembly.
AUGGGCGGGAAGAGCAGCUUCGCCAACGCCCUGCACGGCCAGCUCGCUGCGCUGCGCGGGGCGCUCGCGGAGCAGCACGACAACGCCACUCUCUUGAGCUUUAUGCUUCAAGCAGAGGCAUAUCCCAACAUCCAGCGCGAAGCGGCCCGGCGGGCGUACUGCGAGUCCAUCCUGGCCUUCCUCGACACCCAGAAGCACAUUUCCGAGGGCCGGAUCCCGCCUCCACCGUCCGUGCCGCCCGAAACACCGCGCGAGGACUCCGCGCGACCCUCUCCUCGCCCGUUGCCGCGAGAAGCGGACCUCCCGUCCCUCCCCGGCAUGCGCAUCGUGUACUGGGACCUAGAAACUACGGGAAUCGGCGCACCAGACGCAGACCUGGCGUCGUGGGACGGCGACUGCAUCAUCGAAGUUGCAGGGUUCUGUCCCUCUGCCAACGACGAGGGCCCGUUCGGGGUGUACGCGUCGCCGAUGCGCAUCCGCGACGGGUGCAGGCUCUCCGAGGGCGCGGCGGCCACGAACCACUUCUCGGAGGCCGAGCUCGCCGCGCCAGGGGUGCCCAAAGCGAAGGAGGCUCUCGCGGGGUUCGUGGACUGGCUGGAAGACAGGAGGAAGGAGGCGGAGGCGGCCGGGGAGGUUCCCGUGCUCGUGGCGCACAACGGGCUGCGGUUCGACCUGCCGCGGCUCGCGGCCUCGCUCCGCGUUGAGGGCCUAGAUGUCGGCGGGCUCUCACGGUGGCUGCACGUGGACUCGUUCAGGCAAGUCCUCCAGCCUCUCCAGAGCGACCUCCUGCUCCCGUCGUGCUCCAUGGACACCCUCCGCGACCACUACUCCAUCCACAACAUCCCCGGCCAGCCCCACCGCGCCGAGAACGACGUCCGCGCCCUCGACGCCGUCCUCAACGCGGCCCUUUCGGCCCUGAACGCACGUCGCGCUGCCGGCGGGUCCGCCGCCCUGACGCUGCCACAGCUGCUCUGGACGUGCGCGUACCGCAACGCGUUCCCCGACAUCGCGCCCCUCGCGCCCGCGGGGCUCGACGGCGCGUGCCGCUUGCCGCGCGAGCCACAGCGCGUCCUCGACGCGCACUUCGGACGCCCGAUGGCCGUCGACGACGUGUCCGCGCGCCUGGCGCGCGUGUCGCUGAGCCCGGGGGGCGCCGCGGGGCGCUCGCAGGCCGAGAGCGAGGCCGCAGCGGGGCGGACGCUGCUCGGCGGGGACGGUGCAGCGCCGAUGGCGCAUCCGCUGACCGCGUUGCUCGACGCAUUGGACGCGGCGGCGGGCGACGGAGAGGUCGCGGCGCUGAGCGCGCCGGUGACGGUGCUGGGGGCGGGGCGCGGGGGGGCGUGGGCGGCGCUGACGCGGAAGGCUUUGCAGGAAGGGUUGAUGUCGGUGGGGGAUGUAUUGCAUGUUCUACCGCGGAGGUAUGACGAGGUGUCGGGGGAGCUGAUGCAGGCGGUGCGGAACAAGACGGUGUGGUCGGGGCGCGGGCGGGUGGUGGCGUCGCACGUGCGCACGGUGCGCGGGCGCGGCGGCGGCGCGGGGAUGCUGCUGUUGACGCUGCAGGUCGAGGUGACGCGCGGCGGGGACGCGGGGCGGCUGAUCGACGUGCAAGUCUGGCGGGGCUUCAGGAGCCAGGCGUGGGUCGCGAAGAAGCUCGAGGCCGAGCGCAAGGAGCUCGCGCCGGACGGCUGCACCGUCGACAUCGAGGCGCGAAUGGAGGAACCGCAUCCUCACUUCAAUAAUAGGCGUGACACCUCCACGGGCCUAUCUCCCGCGUUCGCGGUCGCCCGCGCCAGCAGCGGCAUCGCGUCCGUCCUGCGCAUGGUCCUGCCCCCCGGCGAGCCCGACACCGACGGCAUCGCGGGCUCGGUAGAACAAACAGACCCGGAGUCAGGGGGGGGUGUCUCCGUGACCUACCCGAAGCGCGGGCAGCUGGAACCCGGCGACAUGCGGACGCUGGUCGACGGCGCGCUCGAGUUUCUCGUGCAGGAGGUCGCGGCGCGCGAGGAGGGGCCUGGGGCCGUCGAUCCGCUGCCGACGUUGUUGGCGGCGCAGCUGGAGAGCAGCGGGGUGUGCGGGGCGGACAUGUCGACGCUGCGGGCGUGGCACGCGGUGCACCGGCCGAAGGACCUGCGCGACUCGGACAACGCGCGGCGCCGCCUCGCGCUCCAGGAGCUCUACGUGCAGCAGCUCGCGCUUGCGCUGUCACGGCGCGCCAUGCAAGCCCACGCGCUCGCGACCGGCGGCGGCGCGCUCUGGCUCGACCGCGCCCUACCCAAGGACGCCACCGCCGCCCUCGAGUCCAUCCUGCCCUACGACCUCACCCGCGGCCAACGCGAAGCCCUCAGCGAGGUCGUCGCCGACAUGCUCCGACCAGACGCGCCCGCGCGCCGCGCGCGGGGCGACGACGCCCCCGCCACGCCGAUGUAUCGCCUGCUCCAGGGCGACGUCGGCUGCGGGAAGACGGCCGUCGCGUUCCUCGCCAUGCUGCUUGUGGCUGCGUCGGGCCACCAGGCGGCGCUGAUGGCGCCGACGGACCUGCUCGCGCGGCAGCACCACGACAACUUCUUGAAGCUGCUCGCGCGGCUCGACGAGCGCCUGGCGUCAGCGGACAGCGGCGCGGAGACGGCCGCGUUGCGGAGGAUGUUUCCAAAUGGAGCGCCGCGGGUCGCAUUGUUUGCCGCGACGCUUCCUGCGGACCAGCGCCGCGCCGCUGCUGCGGCGAUUGCGACGGGGGACGCGGGUAUCGCGAUCGGGACGCACGCGCUGGUGUCCAAGGGAACCGCAUCCACCAGCAGAAGUGAUUCGGAGUCUGAUAGCGACUCCGGAGCCGGCCGAACGGCCUUCGCGGCGCUCGCGCUCUCGGUCAUCGACGAGCAGCACAAGUUCGGCGUCCGGCAGCGCGCGCUCCUCGCGAGCGGCGACGUCCCUUCCUCGAGCGGCAGAGACACCGUCGUGCCGCAUGUUCUUUGCAUGUCGGCCACGCCGAUCCCGCGGACGCUCGCGGCGGUCCAGUUCGGCGACAUGGAUGUGUCCGCGAUCCGCGAGCUGCCCCCGGGCCGCCAGCCCGUCGCCACGACAGUCCUCGAGGAAGGCGCCGCCCAGACCGCCGACACCCUCGCCGCGGAGAUUCGUGGCGAGAUCAAACGAGGAGGCCAGGUCUACGUCGUGUUCCCGCAGAUCGGGACCGCCGACGCGGCCGACGGCGCGGCCUCGGGCACCGCGAUCGCGACUGUCGAGGCCGAGCGCGCCGCUCUCGAGGCCUCCGGUGCGCUCGGACGCCGCGCAAAGAUCCUCGCCGUGCACGGCCGCAUGCCGCCCGAGGAGCGCCGGCGCGCGCUCGACGCCUUCCGCACCGGCGAGUGCAACGUCCUCCUCGCGUCCACCGUCGUCGAAACCGGCGUCGACGUCCCCAACGCGUCUCUCAUGAUCGUACGCAGCGCGGACCGGUUCGGGCUCGCUUCGCUGCACCAGCUGCGGGGCCGCGUGGGCCGCGGGGGGCGGGAGUCGCGGUGCUUGGUCGUGGGCGGCGUGGGGCCGGACGGCGGCGCGGUGGAGCGGCUGCGCGUGUUGGAGCAGACGGGCGAUGGGUGGGAGGUGGCGGAGGCGGAUCUGAGGGCACGUGGCGCCGGGGCGGUGAUCGGGACGCGGCAGAGCGGGGCGAGCGUGGACUUGCGGAUCGCGCGGCUGCCGGAGGACGAGGUGCUGCUGAUGCAUGCGCGGGGGUGGGCGACGGAGGCGGUGGUGGGGUUGGGGGGAGUGCUGGGGGGGCCUGCGGCGGCGGUGCGGGCGCUGGCGACGGGGAGCGCCGCGCGGGCGGCGCUGGCGGAGACGGUGCGGGAGCUGAUCCGGUCGGAUCGCGAGCCGCUGUGA